AUGGCUGGAAGAAAGCCCGCUGUUCCACCUUCUCAGAUUAUAGAUGCCGUGUUAUUGUUUAAAGAUAAUGUGAUUAAUCAUGAAAAUGGAACACUUGCUGUGGCCACAAAUAAGAUUUGGAGUGAGAUCAGUCAACAUUUAAAUUAUAAAUUAUCUUCUAAUGCAAUUCAUACAUUUGUACAACUAAAAAGGCACGGGAUUUGGGAAAAACUAGGUAUUUCCACGAAAAAGACUUUACCAAUAUUCCCAGAUAAAAUAAUAGGAGUUAAAAAUGAUCUUGAAAGUGAUGAAUUUACUGAGUUGAGUAAUGAUGAUGAUUGUAUCCCCCAAAAAAAAUUUGUUUUUACUUUAUCAGCUGAAGAGUGGCAACAAAUCCAACCUCAAGAAAUUAGUUAUAAAUUGUCUGAUAAAAAUAACCCUAUUCGGAGUUCACGUUCAUAUGUAGUUUUACCAAAAGGUACUUGGACUCCAGUGCUUGCAGAGCAUUUUUGGAUACACACAGAAUUACCUUGUUGUAUAUCCUUCAAAAGAGCAAAAGUUUUUCCUAAUGGACAAGUAUAUGUUAAAGUCGUAGGACGUUGCUCAGUUUGUGAAUCAUACUUUGAAGGAUUUGUAUCUCAAAGACCAGCAGAAAAUGCCAAGGUUCUUAUGUAUUGUACAUAUAAAGGACAUUUUCAUGAACAGCACAAAGCUAAAAAGAGACGAAUAAUUGGCCCAGCCAAAGAUAGAGCAGUUUCAUCUCUUUCUGAAAACGGAAUGUCAAGUGAAACAUAUAGGGAAUUAGAAGCUAAUCGUGUUAUGAAAAUAGGUGCUGAAGAACCUGCAAUAUUACCAUCAGGUAAUGCGUUGAGAAUCCUCAAAUAUCGUAGCCUUGAAGCACGGAAAAGACACAAAGAUACUUUAACAGCCUUAUCAAUUAUGAGAGAUGAGGAUGAUUUUAAGAAUGUCAUUCGUAAUAUUAGCGUAUAUCCAUUUUUUUUAAAUUAUCAUUGUGAUGCUACAGGCUCUGUAGUUAAAAACUUUUACAAGUUUGGAGUAGAAAAAACUAAACAUAUUUUUUUAUAUGAAGCUCUUGCUUAUGACAAGGUGAACCAACGUGGGUUUACUGUAACUAAUAUGUUAAGUGAAAAACAUAAUAAUUCGACCAUUUUUAUAUGGUUGUCUGAAUGGUUAAACUGUCAUGUUCAACCACCUAAAGAAACAGUGUGUGAUAUGUCAUUAGCGCUACUGUGUUUUAUCAGAGUAGACGUAGCACAUUUCAUCAAGUUAAUAACUAAAUGGGUGCCACUGAAAUCAGUAUCCAAACGUGUCAGGGAAGUCAUUCUUCGAGUAAUUGGACUUAUGGUUAAAUGUCAAAAUAUUUCGGAUAUAAAAAAAAUUUUGAUUUCUCUAUUUGUUGUAAUUACAAAUGAAACUGAUGGUUCUGACAUAAACACUGGAUUAGCUACACCGUAUGAAUUACAUAAAAGAGAAUUGAUCAACUUUACAUCGACAGGUACUAUAAAUGAAGACGAAGAAAUAAUGUUCAAUGAUGACCAGGAAUCCAUAUUGGAAGAAGAUGACAAUCCGGAGGAGGGUCUACUAGGAUACAACCCAUUCCAAACCUGGGCUGAGAACAUUUAUGAAAACAGCACGCAUUAUAUAAAAGAAGGAACAGGGAUUAAUGCCAUGUAUUUACCGGCAUUGGUUCCAUAUAUAACAAAAUGUAUGAAACUAUUACCUCUAUGGUCAGGUAUCAUGGUUCCAAUAUAUGGAUAUGGUGAUGAAACUGCUAGUUCUGCCGCAGUUGAGUCGAGUUUCAAAAAACUUAAAACUGUGACAUUCAAACAAGACAAUUUACCGAUUACAAUUGAAGACUUUUUACCACGUCAUAUUUAUUCACUACGAGGAGCAUCCCUAAUUCACUCAACUAAAACUUCAAAACCACCAAACAACAAUGACGAAAUUAAUAGACAAUCAAAAAUAACUUCUCAAUCAGACAACAAAAGACUUAUUGAAACUCAUCAAAAUGUUGAAGAAGUUGAACACACAAACAUGGUUUUUGAACAGGAAAAUGAUUUUUUGAUAAUUCCUGAACAAUCAAAUUGUCCACUUUGCUCCGAAGGUAGCGAUACAGGAGCACAUAAAUGUUUUUACUGUGGAAUACCAGUUCAUCCUAUUUCCGCAUGCUCAACUUAUGUACCUGGUAAUGAUGACAUGCGAGUUUGCAUUAUUUGUUCAUUGGUAGAAACUAAUGUAAAUGAGGAGAAAAAUGCAAGUGAAACUUGGUGUAGGAUGAAUAAGAAACAACGUAAAACUAAAUCAUACCUCCAACCUAAUCCACAUUUAAGACAUUUGAACUUAAAUAACUCCAAACAGAUCAAAUCGCUACCGAUUCUAAAAAAUGGUUCACGUUCAGAAGAACUUAAAAGCUGUAAAUCUAAAGUUACAAAAGGAAAAAUCGUACUGACGAACACGUGUGCAUUUGAUUCAUUGGCUUCUCUAGUUAUGGUAUCGUAUUGUGAUAGCAAACCAUAUGCCGAAAAAAUUGAUUCUGUUGGACAAAGUCAAUUUCUAAAUUUUAUUUCAAAAAUUAUCAAAAAUGGUAUUACAUCUUCAACAUAUACAGAACGAGCUGAUAUUAUAAUAACAAAGUUGAAUCCAGAAUUAAAAUUGAUGGAAUAUAACACUACGUUGGCUAUUUGUGACUCUACUAUGGGUAAUGUUAUACGUUCAAUGUUGACAGAAUUUCCAACAAUAAAAGAGGCUAUACGAUGUACAUCAAACUGUCAAACAAAAUUUAAUACACUAGUGUAUUUAACAUAUCAAACGGAAAAUGGUCAUAUACAGAAUUUGCAACAAUUUAUUGAUAAUCGCCAACACAUUAAAAAAUCAAAAUGUACACAAGACGUGUCUGGAAACUAUUGUGAUGGGGUGAAAGAAAUAAUAUCUGAAUUCUCAGAUAUGCAUUUGUUUAUUGAUGUUCUUCAUUGGGAAGGAGAAAAUGUGAUUUCUAAAGACCGCAGCUCUGAAGCAGCAGCUCAGGUGAAAGAAAAGUUAUGUGAUAUUCCACAAAUUUUACAGCAUAACUCAAAAACAUAUGAGCUUAGAAGAGUACUUAGCUUCAAAGCCGGCAAAACUAAAUUGAGAAAUUCAAUUGGGCAUUAUUGUGCCUUCGCAAAACGAGGGACAAGCAACUGGGAACAAUUCGAUGACAUGAAAAAAAAACCAAUUCCUAUCAAAGAUACAAAAGUUGUAAAUUGCGAAUUUCUUGUAUACUCAAUAUAA
Molecule: messenger RNA, 3267 nt
Organism: Macrosiphum euphorbiae (potato aphid)
Lineage: Eukaryota; Metazoa; Arthropoda; Insecta; Hemiptera; Aphididae
Source: the annotation of a GenBank genome assembly